Molecule: messenger RNA, 1794 nt
Organism: Neoarthrinium moseri
Lineage: Eukaryota; Fungi; Ascomycota; Sordariomycetes; Amphisphaeriales; Apiosporaceae
Exons: 6
Coding region: 1-1794 (597 amino acids)
Molecular function (GO): FAD binding; oxidoreductase activity
Source: RefSeq, a predicted model, not a curated record
AUGUCAGCCAAAUCACGACUACUUGUUACCCUACUUCUCCCUUUAUCCUCAAGCUUGUGCCAUGUCCCUUCAACCGGGGCCGGGAACAACUCGUCCCAGCCAUGCAAGGCCACACCAGGCUCUGCGUCGUGGCCACCUGAAGCAGAUUGGGCCAGAUUCAACCAGUCUCUUGGAGGAGUGCUUCUCCGACCGUCUCCUCCUGGAGCUGUCUGCCAUCCGGGACAGCCAACCUACAACGCCGAUCAAUGCGCAACUGUCGCAACCGCCUGGACCACCUAUGACUUCCACUCCAACGACCCAAUCUCCAACAUGUGGAACCAAUACAGUAAUGACUCCUGUCUUCCUAAUGUCACUUAUCCGUGCAGCCCUGCAGGAUAUCCUGCCUACGCGGUAAACGCGACCACCCCGGAGCAUAUUAAACUCAGUUUCCAAUAUGCUCGAAAAAAGAACGUCAGGGUUGUAGUCAAGAGCACUGGCCAUGAUUAUCAAGGGAGAUCAAUAGCUCCCGGCGCUCUGACAAUAUGGAUUCAUCACAUGCAAGGGCUGCAGACACAUACAUCGUUUCAGCCCAAAGGGUGCAAUUUCAGCAUCGAGGGUAAUGCUGUUACCGCGGCUGGUGCAACGCAAAUGGGGACUCUCUAUGAAGAGCUUGACAAAAUCAACCAGACUGUCGUUGGAGGGGGUGGUAAAACAGUGGCUGUGGGAGGCUUUAUCACCGGCGGCGGUCACUCGAUCUUGGCACCGCGAUAUGGACUCGCCGCAGACCAAGUCCUAGAGAUAGAGCUGGUCACGCCUACGGGAGAGUUCGUCAUUGCAAACGAGUGCCAGAACCAGGACUUGUUCUGGGCUAUGCGAGGUGGUGGCGGGUCAACCUUUGGCGUUGCGACCUCCAUCACAAUGUCCACGCAUCCAUCGCCCAAGAUUGUCAGUCUAGAUAUUGUCUUUGCCUCGUACGAGAUAGGGGCCGCUUGGUUCUGGGACAUGAUAGGCUACAUGCUAUCGCAGUAUGCAUACCUAGACUCCAAGGGUAUCUCGGGCUACAGCUUCAUCUACCCCAACGUCUCGAACUCGCUUGAUGGGGGCAAGACACACGUCUCUGCAUUCGUCGGCAGCUUCAUCUUGCAAGACACUCAGAACACAGGGGAUGUUCAGGCCAUCUGGAAACCCAUGGUAGAUCAUAUCGAAGCCGAGUGGCCGCAAACGGUCCACGGCAACACAUCCGUAGCAUAUGCCUCGUUCUUGGAUUGGUACGGUCCCGGUGGCCACUUCGAUCAGGGCACCGCGGGCGCGGAUAUAUACGUUGGCUCGCAUCUUCUCAACUCCGGCGCCCUCACAGACCCUUCUGCAACUUUGCAGGCAUGGAAAACAUUCUCCUCGGUCGGAGGAAGUGGUAAUGCAUACCUGGUUGCCGGCCAUGGGGUCAACAACGCCAAGCCCAGGGGUGGAGGCAAUGCAGUUGGCCCAGCUUGGAGAAAGGCCCUUGUCCACGCAACCAACGGAAUCGCAUUCCGCCCGCUAGACCCAGCGGCCAGAGCGAAGGCUCUCGUCGACGUGAACGCGUCUGUCGAGCCCCUGAGGAAGCUUGCACCGGACAUGGGGGCCUACGUGAACGAGAACAACCCUGCCGAACCCGACUGGCGUCACAGUUUCUGGGGCGAUAACUACGAUCGGCUGCGCAAGAUCAAGAGAGCUGUGGACCCACUGGACACGCUCUGGUGCCACCCUUGCGUUGGGAACGAGCGUUGGAAAGAGGUCGGCUAUGAAUUGUGCCGUGUGAAGGGCUAUGAGCUGUGA